This is a messenger RNA of Megalobrama amblycephala (Wuchang bream), 1228 nucleotides long. RefSeq names its product SLAM family member 9-like. The record is from RefSeq and is a predicted model, not a curated record. NCBI's taxonomy places the organism in Eukaryota, Metazoa, Chordata, Actinopteri, Cypriniformes, Xenocyprididae. The transcript is spliced from 6 exons. The coding region runs from base 236 to 1138 and encodes 300 amino acids.
CAGCGUAUACAGACUACGCCUAGAUCCUUUUUCAGAACGGACUGUAAAAAAUGUGAACCUAAUGGAAUCUUCAUUUGAUUAUUUAUUGCUUUUAAUUCUUCCUAUGGAUGUAUUUUUGUUAUUGAAAAUGUGAAGGAACUUGUGAACUACACCUGAGACCAGAGAAUGGAUACUGGAGAGUUUAAAUGUUUUUUCUCACACAUGUCAUUCAUGAGUUUUUGAGAAGUUCAGAAAAAUGAUUCACAGCGCAUCUUUCUUUGCUCUGUUUUUCAUGCUGUUGAAUGGUGUGUUUGGUGACACUGAUGCAGUGAAGUCAGUGUCAGUGAUGGAGGGAGAUUCUGUCACUCUAAACACUGAUGUUACUGAAGUACAGAGAGAUGAUCAGAUAGUGUGGAUGUUUGGACCUCAAGAUGCACGUAUAGCUGAAAUAUAUAACCAGAACAUCAAAUUAUUUAAUAUUGAGAGUUUCAGAGACAGACUCAAGAUGGACAAUCAAACUGGAUCUCUGACCAUCAGAAACAUCAGAUCUGAACACACUGGACUUUAUAAACUACAGAUCUUCAUCAGCAACAUCAGAAGAACUACAUAUCCGAGAUUCAAUGUUACUGUCUACGCUCCUCUCCCUGUUCCUGCCAUCACCAGAGACUCUCCACAAUGUUCUUCAUCAUCAUCGUCAAAUUGUUCAUUGGUGUGUUCAGCUGUGAAUGUGAGUCAUGUGACUCUCUCCUGGUACAAAGGAAACAGUUUAUUGUCCAGCAUCAGUGUGUCUGAUCUCAGCAUCAGUCUCUCUCUACCUCUGGAGGUGGAAUAUCAGGAUAACAACACCUACAGCUGUGUGCUGAACAAUCCCAUCAGCAACCAGACUCAACAUCUGAACAUCACUCAACUCUGUCAGACUCACACAUGUGGAGACCAACGUUCAAGUUUCAUGAUGGCAGUAGCUCUUAUAGCGCUGCUGGUGGUCAUAGCUGUAGUUGCAGGUUUGAUAUGCCGAAGAAACUGUAAACAACCAAGAAACAAAGUUAAGACUCGUAAUGAAGAGAUGCAUUACGCUGAACCAGCAUUCUGUACACGUCCGCUUCAGAGUACGGCUGUCUUUACAGAAGAUCGCACAGUAUACUCAACUGUUGUCAUAUAAAUUUAAGAUCCAGCAGAAUGUUUUUUUAUUAUUCUACUGCAGGUUGAUGGCAUGAAUUUUGGCAGUUCACCCUAAUCUAAUAACUUUGAC